This is a messenger RNA of Danaus plexippus (monarch butterfly), 4782 nucleotides long. It is a transcript of the gene abd-A, whose product is annotated as homeobox protein abdominal-A homolog. NCBI's taxonomy places the organism in Eukaryota, Metazoa, Arthropoda, Insecta, Lepidoptera, Nymphalidae. Gene Ontology annotation, biological process: negative regulation of transcription by RNA polymerase II; anterior/posterior pattern specification. Gene Ontology annotation, cellular component: nucleus. Gene Ontology annotation, molecular function: RNA polymerase II cis-regulatory region sequence-specific DNA binding; DNA-binding transcription factor activity, RNA polymerase II-specific. The transcript is spliced from 3 exons. Bases 869 to 1888 code for a protein of 339 amino acids. The record is from RefSeq and is a predicted model, not a curated record.
UAUCAUAUAAUUUGCAUUAUAUUCAGUAAAUAAAGUGUUCCUUAACGUAAUAAGAUAUUAAUACUUUAAGUUUACUUAUUUAUUUAUUUGAGAAUGAGUAUUGUAUCAACAUCUGUUUAUAUUUAUGAGAAUUGUUUUACAUUAAAUUUAUGUUUAAUUACGAUUAUAUCAUUAUAUUUCGAUAAUGAUAGUCCUUGUAUGAAUGAUUGACAAAUUUAGAGGACUCGAGAUUAUAUUUUUGUUGUUUAUAAACAAAUAAAAUAAAUAUAUUUUAUAAUAUAGCUAAAGGUUAAGUUACCAUUGAUAUUUUAAUCAUUAUUAAUCAUGUAACUUAUAGAAUUAUAUUGUAAAACAAUACCGAUCAAUUAAUUUAAUACUAAACUGUUGGCACAUUACUGCUUAAGGCCGUUCACUUUGACAGCUAGAAGUGCCGGAAUGGUUUGUGAUUGGCGGUGAAUGUUCUGCACCGGAUCACUAUUGGAGUAGACGAUGGACGGCGGGGGUGAGCGGUGGAGAGCGGGGAGGAGACCGGCCGCGUCACCAACAAUGGCCGGCAGAACGGUCGCCAGCGAACAGCUUCUGUCUCACUCCGACGCCAGCAGAACAGGUGUACGACGACGAGAUGGAGAUAUUUCCGUGCGAUCGGUCGUCCGACCACCGCCGUCCCUGUCACACGCAGCGGCGACGAUCGUGCGUCUCGCUCGUGUCGCGUUAGCCGUACCGCGGCGUAGGAACUCGCCGUGGAGCCUCAUACGCGGGUCAUAAACGAUCCGCGGCCAUAGUAGAGGUGCACGCUCGAAUCGAUCCGAUCGCGAUAAAGACAUCACCCGCGAGGCGAGCCGCGACCCGCGCGCCGCGUCGCCGAGCGAUGACUUCCAAGUUCAUCAUAGAUAGCAUGCUGCCCAAGUAUCACCAGCAGUUCCACCAUCAGAACCUGUUCUCGGCGGGAGCGCCCAUAGAAGGCUCGCUGUCAUCAUCGCUGUCCUCGUCUCUGUCGGGGGGCCUGGGCGCCGCGCUGGGAGCGGGGUCUCCGGGGGCCGGGAGCCCACAGCGUUCCUCGUCAUCGUCGUCGGCGUCGCCGGGAGCGCCGGCCAGGAUGUAUCCUUACGUGUCCCAUCACCAGCAAUUCGGAGGCUCGGUGCCAUUUCCGACCGGCGGAGGUCUAGCGGACGAUAAGAGCUGUAGAUACCCUUCGGCGGUGAGUGGAGACCCCAUGGUGAACUACGCGCUGGGUCAGCAUAACGGUGGAGCGGCGGUGUCCGCUGCCUCGGCGAGUAUGGCCGCGGCGGCUCAAUUCUACCACCAGGCUGCAGCCUCCGCGGCCUCCGCAGCCUCGGCCGCCUCCGUAGAUGCCAUGGGCGCCGCGUGCUCGCAGCCCUCCGCCCAGCCUCUCCCGGACAUCCCGCGCUAUCCCUGGAUGUCCAUCACCGAUUUUCCAUUUCCAGAUUGGAUGAGUCCCUUCGACCGCGUCGUCUGCGGUGAGUUCAAUGGACCCAAUGGUUGUCCACGGCGACGGGGCAGACAGACAUACACCAGGUUUCAGACACUAGAACUAGAAAAGGAAUUCCACUUCAACCACUACCUGACGCGUCGGCGUAGGAUAGAGAUCGCACACGCGCUCUGCCUCACAGAGAGACAGAUAAAGAUAUGGUUCCAAAAUCGACGUAUGAAAUUAAAGAAGGAAUUGCGCGCCGUCAAGGAGAUAAAUGAGCAAGCCCGCAGGGAGAGAGAGGAACAGGACAGGAUGAAGCAGCAGCAGCAAGAGAAGCAGGCGAAGCUGGAGAGCCAGCACCAUGGCCACCACGUCACCCAUCACCACGAUCCCAUGAAGAUGCCUAUAGACAAAGGCUCCAGCGACAUCCUCAAAGUGAACAAAGUGCCGACGUAAGUCCGCAUCGUAAUCCUGACUGAAUUGUAUCAUAUAGUGUGAAUACAUGAAUGUGUUUCGUCCAGGGCUGAGUUAGUCUUCGUACGUUUUAUUUCGCUGAUGAGUUAUUGGAGGUGGACCUUGAAUGUAAUGAUGUUCCUUUAGUACGGACUUGCCUCGGUGUUCUGCUAGUGGACGUUCUGGUGAAGUGCUUUAAGCAUUUAUUUUGUUGCCAUAACCACACCAUGUAUUGCAAUAAUAUAAUAAUAUUUUUUACAAAACUUAUCGCUCGUCCCGCUUCCGAGUGGUUUUCGGUAUUGUUAGUUAAGAUUUAAAAUCUGUGAAUCUCAUAGUAUUUAUUGCUACCACUUACUUUAAUUCAUUAUGUUAUAUAUUAUUUUUUAUACAUAGUUAUUAUAUUAUGUACAUUUUGAUGUAUAUUUUAUUAUUUGUCCACUGUUAGUGGUCUGGUUAUGUUUUGAGGGUCACAUUUUUAUGUAAAAUUUGUUGUAUUUUAUAAGUUGAUAUCGAAAAAAGAGAUGAAAGUUUAAUUUUUUAUUAUUAUUUUCCAAGUUGUGAUUCCUUGACCGUUGCUAACAUUGUUGUUUUGAACAAUCUUUUUAUACAACACUUACCGUACACAUAUUAUAAUAACUAAUGCAAUAAGACGUUAGACGUGUAAUAUCUUUAACCUACAAUAUACGUAUCAAAGUACAAUUGAAGUUUCAUCUAGACGUUUGAUUGUUUUGUAUACAAUGUUGACAUAAAAUUAAAGCAGUAUUUUUGAAGAUAUCUAUUAAAAAAUACAGAACAAAAUGAAAAUCGAACAUUGUCCAUGAAUAAACAAUCUGACGUUCAAAAUUUAUAUACGUAACAUCGAUACAUAUAACAGAAUACAUGACUAAAAUAAUUUUUACAUGUAAUUUUUAAAUCGAUUAGUCUAAGUGUAAUAUACAUAGAUAAAAUAGGUUUGAAUCUACUUUAUAUAGUAUUGCUAAGAUUUGAAGCUAUAAACCUUAGUUGUUUGUCAUACUUUGCGUAUAUGAACACAUUUCUUUGUAAUAAACUUAUAUGCAAUAGUUUAUGCGUCAAGUGCUACUGGUAUUGUCAGGUUGUGCCAAAAUAUAAUUAAUUAUAUUAGCUUUAUUGAGUCACGAUACAUUUUGGCAUUUAACAACCGGCACAUAUAACUCAUACGUAAAUCAGAUUAAUAUUAGUAUUCUAAAUUUAGUGUUGAUAGUCACCAUUAUACGUAAAUUAAUGUCAGGGUAGAACUAAGAAAAAAUUAAAUAAAAACUUGUAUUGACCGGAAAUUCUUAACAUUUUUGAUGUUCGGUAAACAGUCUGUCAAUGUUUUUCAUGAAUCAGUAGGAUCGUGUCACCCAUUUAGCAGAACGAAACCUCUUAGAUGUAAGUCACUUAUACAAUUUUUCGAACACAAUUUCGUCAGAGAACAAGAGCAAUAUACAGAAUAUAUCAUACUUUUCAUAGUUUUUUAAAUAAUUAAUAAAAUAUGUUAUAACAUUAAUUAGAAUAGUCGUGUUAUACCGCCCAAAGGCGUUCGUGCAAUUACUAUUCUUUCCAUGAGCCAUAGGUAUCGAAUAUAAUAGAAGUUUUGUGCAAAAUCACGAAUGAAUAAAAUUGAACAAAAUGUACUUAAGUAACUUUGGUAUAUGUAGGCUUUAUAAAUUAUAAUGCAUAGAUUAUAAAUUAGGAACUGAUGGUGAGCGUGAAAGAUUCGAAGUAUUUCAUUAUAAACGCUUAAUUAACGUAAAGUAUCGUUAUUGUGGAGGUAACGAGAGUGUCGAACGCAACGUACACACAACAAGGAAUGCAAUGUGUGUAUACGAUCUUAUACGAACCGUUAUGAUCUAUUCCGUUGUAAUCAUAAUUGAUAUAUUUUUUUUAUAUUAUUAUUAUUAUUAUCGUUACUUUCAUGGGUCUGUGCAAAUGACGUUUUCCACUCGCCACUAUCCACUGUUAAGCGAUUCCUAAUUAAGUUUCGUUUCUAACAAUAGGUAAAGUCGUAUCUGAGUAAUGGUGUCUGUGUGUAUGUGCGUCGGAUGAUUUAUGACAGGUUUUCUUUAUUGUUUCUGCCUCGUAAAGAACUGUAGAUAAUUCACGUGAAACAAUGAGCAAUUUGCUAAAUAGAUUAUAUACGACCUCCAUCCGUAAUGCUGUCUUGCCAUAUUGCUAGUGUUUCUUAGACUAUAGGUAUUAUCGUAAUACCCAAUACCUAGCUGAGUGUAACGUUAUUUAUAAGAUAGUUCCAUCCCUUAUUUUUUGUUCUCAAAAUUUGAUGUUGUUCCGUCAAAGUUAAGUUAAUAGUUUAAGUUAAAAAGAUAUUUGUUAAGUUGGAAAACCUAUUACUACAUUUAUGAUGAUUUAAAAUUUUAUAUUAUAUUAACAAGACUUCCGUUUAUAGUUAUAAAAUCUGUAUUGUUUUAAUUUUGUCUAAACGUAAUUGUAGCUAUGUAUGUAUGUACCUAUAUCUAUAUUUUCUAUAGUAAUUAAAACAAAAAAUGUCUUUAAAAAUUAAGUAACUGUAAAUAGUCGUGGAAGUUUUUAUGUGGCGCAUUAUUUUAUUUUUUAUCAUUAUGUUAUGUAUUUAUGUAUAGGACGAUUUAUGACGAUUUCACUCGGCCGACAACGAACAGAACAUUAUAACAGAAACUAAAAGAAACAAUAUGUCAAUAAACAAUAUAUAUUAUAAAACUGUUACUUAUAAAGUACUGAUAUUGUUUUAAAAUAAAAUCAACGACUCCGGUCGAGUGAAAUCUUAAGUUCGUUCUAAAGUGAUUGUGUCGUGUUAACUUAAGAUAGCUGGGUUGUUGUAUAUUAAACCCGCAUUCAAUAUUGUAAUAUUAAUUUCGAAAAUUCAACAGAAUAAAGAGUUAAUAAAACAAUUUUAGUGU